AAUACAAUGUGAAUGAUUCCCUCGUCCCAAUUCUGGUAGCAAAGCCGAGGACCCCUUCACCUGCGGCGAAUGCCUUUCACAUGCUGUUUUUGUGCAAUAGCAUGAUCUCCAACACGUCUCGGCAACAGUAUCAGUCGCUGAUGCUCCUCGGCCCGUGAAGCCUCGUACCUGCCUAUCCGCCAACAGACACCGUUCGACAGGUCCAGCGAACCACCCGGGUCACGAUGAGCAGCACUCCUCAGUGAUAUCUGGCGAGACGUGGAGAUGUGGAGUGUUUGAUCUCCAGCAAGAGCAGGUGGUACAAUGCUGCGUCGAGGCACCUUGAUCGUGAUUGUCACGGUCGUCUGCACAGUUCUGCUGCUCCUCUGGAGCCCUUCGAAAUGGCACUCUUACGCGUGGCCAAGUGCUCUCGGCCAUACGAACACAGAAACAGUCGGGCAUGGUGGAAUAAAUCCCAAGGCGUGGAUGGAGGGGCGCGAAAAAGGGUUGUUCAGGGAGCCAAAGGUGGAUGCGAAGAGCCCGUAUCCGGCUGGGCGAUUGAAGCCUGCUGGAAGCAACUACACCCGCACGCUAGUCGUGCCCAAGAUGAAGGGGGAAGACACGAGCUGGAUACAACAGGAGCUCGGUGAUAUGCUGUCUUCCGGGGUGCUGGACACCGCGAUAUAUGCGAUGGAUGACGAUACUGCGCCCCUGCAUCCGAUCAUGAAUAAGGGUCACGAAGUCAUGGCAUAUCUCAGCUACAUCAUCGACUUCUAUAAUUCCUUGCCGGACGUGUUGGUCUUCAUGCACGCCCACCGCUUUGCACGCCACAACAACUUGCUUCUCGAGAAGGACAGCGCGCUCAUGCUGCGGCACCUCUCCCCUGAGCGAGUGACGCGCGAGGGCUACAUGAACCUGCGCUGUCAUUGGGACCCGGGAUGCCCGGACUGGAUGCGACCCAACGACGCGGACGUCAAGGGCGACCGCAAGGAGCAAGAAGUGAUGGCGGCGGCGUGGACCGAGUUGUUUCCGGGCCAAGCGCUGCCCGAUGUUCUGGCGCAACCAUGCUGCGCGCAAUUCGCCGUGUCACGGGAACGAGUGCAGGUGAUUCCACGGGACCGCUUCAUCGCACUACGGGAGUGGGUUGUUCACACCGACCUGGACGACUUUCUCUCUGGACGUGUGUUUGAGUAUACGUGGCAAUACAUCUUCACCUCCUCCGCCUUCCACUGUCCGAGCAUGAGUGCGUGCUACUGCGACGGGUACGGCAUUUGCUUUGGAGAUGCGGAGAAGUUUGACUAUUACUUUGAGCUGGAGCACUAUCGAAAGCUUUACCAGGAGGAGCUGGAGGCCUUGCAGUCCGCGGCGGCCAACGAGACGACUGCUCGCGAACACGAUGGGAAUGACCCAGGGUAUGGGAGGCAGGAGAUGGUGGAGGUGCCGACGGUUGGGCGGGAGGAGUGGCUGACAGACGAGAUUCUGCGGCUGAAAUCAGAGAUGGACAGAAGCAAGGCGGAUGCGCUGGAGCGAGGCCGAGAUCCUGCGCAAAGAGCGAGGGAGUCUGGGAGGCAUGGGAGGGAGGGGGAAGGCUUUUGAUCGCCUACUCGUCCUUGGCUCAUUGUAAUGCCCGUCUGCUUAGCAAUCCACCACGAUCAUCUCUCCCCGAAUCGCGAAACAAUAGGCAAUACUCCAGUCCCGGCAUGCAGAUUGAGUAAUAAUAAGGAUGAAGGAGCGACAUGAAGCCGUCGCCGCCACAGCCGCAGCAGCCGGGCGGCGAUCAGCAUCAUCAAUGCCCAAUGCCCGCUAACUUCUUAAGGCCGGCC
Molecule: messenger RNA, 1802 nt
Organism: Neohortaea acidophila
Lineage: Eukaryota; Fungi; Ascomycota; Dothideomycetes; Mycosphaerellales; Teratosphaeriaceae
Exons: 2
Coding region: 304-1575 (423 amino acids)
Source: RefSeq, a predicted model, not a curated record